CUAUACCAUCAAAUUACCAUAACAUUUGUAACGGUUUUCUGUCUACUGGGUUGAGACCACCAUUUACAAGUUAUAAGUGAUCAUCGAAGCUCUCUGAACGUUGUACUGUACAGAAAUACUAUACAGACCACGAAGCCGAUAACUUUCUCCAAGUUCAACCAACCGAUUCCAACUCAGUUCGUUAUUGGAAAAUAGACAACAAAAAUCAGUUACAUUUCUGGAAAUAUCAAGAAAACGUCGAUGUUACAUGCAAUUUAUUUUUGGUUGAUAUUUUACGGUGGAAGUGUUGGCCAGGAUCCAGAUUGGUAAAAUUUCAAUUUGUAUUGAAAUUGUUUAUCGUUAUACUAGACGUAAUAUGAUCACGUAACGGGGUGUACAUGUGUGUCAAAUUUGUCAAACAAAGAUGUUAAUCUGAAGUAGUGAAAGUAAUGUGCAUUUAUCUAUAUCGUAAGGAAUGUACUCAGAAACUGCAGUGUUCAUAGACAGAGAGAUAAAAAUAUGUCAAAUGCAUUCUAAGGAUGUGGAAUAAUUCAUAUAAGAUCUCGUAUGUAUGUAAAUUAUAUAUUAGACAAAACCAACUAUAAAGUGCUAUUGCUAUAUCGUCCGGGCUUAGAAUAAAAUAAAAUAAUUAUGGCAAAGUGGAAGUAUUUUUAUGAAUUUGUGGAUCUCCCAAGAGAAUAGAAUCGUCGUGUUGAUAUCUGCUAAAUGUGUGUAUUAUUUAUAUGUAUCUAUUGAGUGCUGGUCUUUUCAAACCUUGGAAACAGUUAUACCCAAGGGGAGUAUAUAUACAUUCAUGAUAAUGAAAACUUCAUCUAGGUUUUUAUCUAUAAGAAAUAUAUUAAUAUCGAUUGGUGGUGAGACUCUGGGUCUACAGAGUAUUGUUAGACAUUAGGCGCGAGACAUAACUUUCAUAAUAUUUCUCCUGAUAAGAUCAUAUGUUCUAAUCAUGUUCUGAGUUUGUAAUACGAUUAGCGGCCAUUAGGGAAUAAUUAUCCUAAGCACGCAGACAUUUGUGGCGUAUUAAUUGAGUGACAGUAUAAAAUAGCACCAGCAUAAAAUGUAAGGAAAACUCAAGCAGAUUUAACUUCCGAAAAGACAUAAUUCAUAACUGAAAACGUUCAUAGACGGAACGUUUUGGAUAUGUAGACUUUUACUCGAUGAUAGAUGUCGAUAGAUAAUAAAUAUUGGAGAUAGAAAGUUUAAUGCUAACUUCAUCCCAGACGAUAAUGUGCUAUGGAGAAGUUAAGGGGCCCUUUAAAGUCUUUCUGAACGAAGUCUGGUCACCAAAGUUUAAUAACUAUGGUUAAAUGUCGACGUAAAGUGUGUCUUUCAGUUGUGAAAAUUGGUUUCAUUUUUUAUAUUUUUGUCUUCCUACUUCAGUUCACCAAAAAUUAUUACAGACUUCCAAAUGGUGGUGUUAUCGAUGACGUCAGAAUCAAUGACGGGGUUAAUGUGAGGGGAUAUCAUUAUUCUCGGCUACCAACUUUAGGAAUCAACAAGCUGAAACCAGAAAUUAAUAGCAGGUCAACAAUCUCAGCUCCCUCUGACGUUCAUUUCAAGAAGUUCUUGGCGCCAGCUCUACUCAUUGUUGUUUGUUCCCAUCCGUCUCACGUGCAACAUCGUUUAACAAUUCGAAACACAUGGGGUUACAAUUUGUCUGAGGAGGUGGGCGUCAUGUUUGUGGUUGGGAGAGACAAGAAAGGGGCGUGGGGGUCUGUAGUAGACAGAGAAAACGUGCUUCAUCAAGAUCUCAUUCAAGUCAAUACCGUCGAAGAUUACCGAAAUCUGACACGUAAAAUGAUUGCUGGACUUAACGUAAUUAUUAACGAUUUUUCUUCCGCUCAAUACGUGCUUAAAACGGACGAUGAUGCAUUCAUUAAUGUGCCUUAUGUUCUAGAAGAAAUAACAAAUAACCGAUACUUCCUGAGUGAGUCCCGUAUAAUGGGUGCCUUGUGUAUUAAUGCCACAGUGAUCAGAGAUCCCCGUGAUGUGUGGUCCGUACCAUCAAAAACAUUUCCCAAUAAAACGUUUCCACCUUAUCUAGCAGGAGGGGCGUAUUUGUUUAGGACAACAACUCUGAUAAAACUGAUAAAGUUUGCCGACCAUGCAUCGCCUUAUCUGCAUUUAGAAGAUGUUUACAUUACAGGAAUAUUAGCCCAAUCUGCAGGUAUUAAGCAUAUUAGUCAUCCCGGCUUCUCGUUCUGGAACAGUAAAAAAGCCAGCGCGUGUGAUAUUGUCAACAGACGUCGGAUAUCAAGUGUCAAUAUGUCUGAUAAACAAAUCAAAAUAUUAUAUAAACAAAUACACAAAUACUAUGUGAAAGGGUGUUAAAACUUUCUAAAUAUAAUGGUAUAAUAUAGUGUUUUAUCUUGUUCGUGUAAGAUUCUGAUAAAGAUGAUUGUGUUCAUUUUCAUGUUCAUGAAUCAUGACACAGGCACUUG
Molecule: messenger RNA, 2441 nt
Organism: Patella vulgata (common limpet)
Lineage: Eukaryota; Metazoa; Mollusca; Gastropoda; Patellidae
Product: beta-1,3-galactosyltransferase 1
Exons: 1
Coding region: 1300-2331 (343 amino acids)
Cellular component (GO): membrane
Molecular function (GO): hexosyltransferase activity
Source: RefSeq, a predicted model, not a curated record